This is a messenger RNA of Nicrophorus vespilloides, 2357 nucleotides long. RefSeq names its product RNA-binding protein 4.1. NCBI's taxonomy places the organism in Eukaryota, Metazoa, Arthropoda, Insecta, Coleoptera, Silphidae. Gene Ontology annotation, molecular function: mRNA binding. Gene Ontology annotation, cellular component: nuclear speck. Bases 94 to 1269 code for a protein of 391 amino acids. The transcript is spliced from 4 exons. The record is from RefSeq and is a predicted model, not a curated record. Gene Ontology annotation, biological process: mRNA splicing, via spliceosome.
GCGUCCCUUUAAGCAAGCCAAGCCACGGCGCCAUUUUAGUAAUCUUAUUUUCACAUCUUCUUUUGUGUUUGAUUCUUCAUAAUUCAAUUCGCAAUGAGUCGCCGCUCAGAGCAUACGACCAAAGUGUUUGUCGGCAGCUUGCCGCCAAAUGUAACUCCUGAAGACCUGAAGCAACUUUUUGCUCCCUAUGGCGCGAUUGCAGAGUGUGAUAUCGCGAAUCGCUGCGGAUUUCUCCACCUGGAGGACAAAGAUUUGGCUGAGAAGGCGAUCACCGAGCUGAACAACACCACCUUUAUGGGCGGUCGAAUUUCCGUCGAAAAGGGUAGAGUCAAACCUAGAGGAUCGGACAGAAGGAUGCGAACUGGAAGGGGCGGACCUAUGGGACCCAGAAAACGUGAUAUGGGGCCUUAUUCUCGUGAAGGCAACUUCCCGCCGCGCGGUCCAAGGAAUGGAAGUUACGGCAGAGAGUUCAAUGCCUAUGACGAUUUUCAUGGAGAUUAUGGAAGAUUUGAUGAUGGAUAUGAUAGGCGUCCACCUAUGUACGAUGACAGACGAGGCGGCGGUUACAUGGAUCGCAGACCAUUCAAUGGUUAUGAUAGGAGGCCCUACAGUGAUGAUAGAGGUCAAUACGAUGAGCCUCCUAGGGCUGCUUAUGAUGACAGGAGGAUGCCCCCAGCUGGACCUAAUUCAUUUGAUGAACGUAGACCUCCUGUUGUGGAUCGCAGACCUUUGAUUGAUGAGCAGGCUAUGGGCCAAGGGACAGCUAGACCUCCAAUGCCAGGUUAUGACAGGAGUGUAACAACAAGUGAUAUGUUCAGCAGAAGGGACUCUGCUCCAAAACCAAUUUCUAACAAUUACGAUCGCCAGAGCCAGACCAGCUACGGUACAACUUAUGGUGUGACUGCUCCAAAUGGCGGUUACGGUGUGGCGAUUCCCGAUGGCGUGUACGGAACCCCUGCGGCCGGAAAUUACGGCCAACAAGCAGUAGGAGGGUACGCGGAUACCAGAGGUCAGACGACUGCUGCCUCCUACAUGGACAACAGGGGUCAAUCGCAGCAGCAGGCCGGCACCAUGGCCGCAGGCUUCGGGACCGUCCAAGGCUCCUCCUACAGCACUACCCCUGUGGGCGGCUACGGUGAUAAUUACGGUGUUCGUCCACCGACCAAUACUUACGACACCGCUUAUCCUCCACUACCUCAGCAGAGAGGUUUCGCAGGUGGUAAUGCCCAAGGCCCCCAUAGAGAUAUGCCACCAGUCCGCAGGUAUUAAUUCGGGGCGCAUUAAUCGGAAUAAUCAUAAUCGCGGAACGUAAAAUUAAGCGGAAUUCGUAAACAUACGUAUACAUGAACAUAUACAUACAUUUUAAAUUAACAAUUAGACGAUCGAUUCGAAAAGAUUAAAUGUUUCCACAUUGGAAUUGUAAAUCCAGAUCAGUACGCAAAACUACUGCAAGGAUUGCCUGUAAUUAUUAACUUACUUUUGUUGUAUAAGGAAAUUUAUUAGUUUAGUUUUUUUUUCAUACUUGCACUGUAUUAAAAAAUGGUCAUUUGAAGCGUUUGUUUUUGUUUUCUUUUUUUUUAAUAACUGCUUCUCCGGAGCAGUGAUGGGCGGUCCAUUUGUCCCGCACGUGUUUCGAACUUAUUGCGAUCAAUAAAAUAACAAUGUAGCCUCGUGUUUGCGUCUUUUAAACUAAAUCAAUUAUCGACAAUUAAGGUGUCCACAUAAGAGUAACGCCCUGAAACUAAUCGUUUGGUGAGUAUUUUAAUUUUGUUUUUUUUUACCAUUACCUAGCCUCUACCUUUUUUUCUCAUCUAUCAUUCGCAAAUAUCUUAUCGAUCUCCUUCAUUCAGUCGUUAUUCGGUAACUACUUUUAGACACAUCGUUUCUCGCAAAUUGUUUAGAAGCCAAUAAUUGACGAACACAAUUUUGAUUAAGUGUUUUUUAACAACCAAAACAACCCCAACCAUUUCUAUGGAAAAAAAGGUUUGCUCAUCAUUGCUUCGGAAGAGUCCUUUCGCAAGUCUAAUAAGAUGAUUAGGAUUCAAUAUGAUGAUGUUUUUCGAGCGUUUAUUGCGUAUGUGAUACACGGAGAUGCGGCGACGAUGGUGUUUUUCUUUUGUUGUUUUGGAUUUGGCGCAAAUCGUUGGUUUUUGCUUCACUAAUGGAACGUUAAAAAAAUGGUAUUUGCGGCAAGUUGUUAAAAAGCUAUGAAGAGGGUUUUUUGUCGAAGAGAAAAAUCUGUGAAUUUCUGCGGCCUCUCCUACGCACACACACACAGCGCUCGCUCUAAGGGGGAUGAUUGCGUUCCGGACCGAACUUUGCGUCUAUUUAAACACAAGGUCCGACGAAAAAAAAAA